AUGCUUCCUUUUGUCCCAGCCUCGUUCGGCGACAUCGUUGCUGCCGCCAACAUUGCUCACUUGAUCUACCAGGCCCUCAAAGACAGCACAGGGUCAUCAUACGAGUACCAGUGUUUGAUCGGGGAGGUCCAUUCAUUCGAAGACGCCCUGAGAGCCGUCGACUUCGCCAUUACUGUCACUCCCCCUAGUGGACGUCUCGCCCAGUAUAUCGAAGCAGAAACAACACGGUGUCUUGAACUGUUGAAGAAAUUUCUGCACAGCAUCAAGUCGUACCAGAAGGCUCUCGGCGGAGGUAGCAAGGGCGCUAAUUCUUGGCGCCAAAUCGGUUGGGGCCUCUUGAAGGCUGACAAAGUUGCGACUUUCAGACAGAAACUUUCCCAACAUCGUCAGAACAUUGCGCUGUUAUUGAGCGGGCUAAUGAUGUAG
This is a messenger RNA of Cyclocybe aegerita, 426 nucleotides long. The record is from the annotation of a GenBank genome assembly. NCBI's taxonomy places the organism in Eukaryota, Fungi, Basidiomycota, Agaricomycetes, Agaricales, Hemipholiotaceae.